AUGGAUUUUCAAGCGGCAACAGAUGCAAUCAAAUGUCGCGCCUUCCAGAUCUCGCUUACCGGCAGCGCGCGCUUGUGGUAUCGAAGAUUGCCGGCCAGGUCGAUCUCGACCUACUCUCAGCUGAGGAGAGAGUUCAUCGCUCAAUUCUCUUCUCGAAAUUAUGACAGAAAAACAGCGACUCACCUCGCCACCAUCAGACAGAAGGAAGGUGAGACGCUAAGAGGAUAUGUCACAAGGUUCCAGGAAGAGCAGUUUAAGGUCGCGCACUACUCCGAUGACUCUGCCAUGUGCUACUUCCUCACCGGCCUGACCGACGAAGCCCUCACUGUGAAGCUUGGAGAGGAGGCUCCAGCUACCUUCGCCGAAAGUAUCGAAGGGCGGAGAACGGCUCCAGUCGGAGCCGACCUUAUGAGUGUUACACUCAUUACCACCAUUCUGAUCUCCGAGAUCCUUACAAAUAUCGAGGAGUCUGGAAUGGAAAAACUCCUCAAACGACCUGAGAAGCUCAAAGAAGACCCGGAGAGGCGCAACAAGGACAAAUAUUGCCGUUUCCAUCGUGAGCACGGCCAUAACACAUCAAACUGUUGGGAAUUGAAGCGCCAGAUUGAAGACCUCAUUCAAGAUGGCUACUUCAAGAAAUUUGUGGGGAAGCCGAGGUCCAACUCGGCCGUUCCCUCAACACUCCAUCAAGUUCUGAAGUACUCAACCCCUAAUGGAGUGGGUACGGUCCGAGGAGAGCAGAAAGCUUCAAGGGAGUGCUAUGCCUCCGCACUUAAAGGGUCAUUAGUAUGUGCCCUAGAAGAACACGCCAACGGGGACGAGUUACUGAAGUCCGAGGCCGACCUACCAAGAGUAGGUAAAAGGGAGUUCUCCGCGCCAACUGAGGAGCUCGAGCUUGUUCCUUUGCUUAGUCCUGAAAAAUGA
Molecule: messenger RNA, 924 nt
Organism: Momordica charantia (bitter melon)
Lineage: Eukaryota; Viridiplantae; Streptophyta; Magnoliopsida; Cucurbitales; Cucurbitaceae
Source: RefSeq, a predicted model, not a curated record